UGGACAGUCUUGUCUACGAGUCGGACAAGUGAAGUUCGAUCACGAUGCUGUUAACAUUUACUUUGCUGGGCGUGGCACUGGCGCUAGCCUACAAUUUCUACCGGAAUACCUAUAGCUACUGGGAAAGAAAAGGAGUGCCAAGUGAACGCCCACUCCCGCUGUUAGGCAACGUGAAAGGAAUUGGAACCAAGUACCAUUUUCGGGAUAUUAACCAAAGGAUCUACGAUAAGUUCAAGGGAUGCGCACCUCUUGCGGGAAUGUUCACAUUCUUUAAGCGGACCGCUCUCAUCAUUGAUCUGGAUUUGAUCAAGCAAGUGCUGAUCAAAGAUUUCAAUUACUUUCAAGAUCGCGGAGUGUUCCAUAAUGUGCGAGAUGAUCCGUUGACGGGUCACCUGCUGACCCUGGAGGGCGACGAGUGGCGUUCAAUGAGGCAGAAGCUGACGCCUGUUUUCACCUCUGGCAAGAUCAAGCAUAUGUCUGGUGUGGUCGUUGAGGUUGGCCAUCGUCUGGCCGAAGCCAUGGACAAGGCCGUGAGUGCUGCCGUUGUGGAUGAUGGCGAUGUGGAGAUCAAGGAUAUUUGUGCUAGAUUUACGACCGAUGUCAUUGGCACAUGUGCAUUUGGACUGGAGUGCCACAGUCUGAGCGAUCCCAAUGCCGAAUUCCGCUCAAAGGGCAGAAUGAUCUUUGAGAAGCCUCGCCAUCCACCAAUAGUGCAAUUUUUUAUCUUUACAAAUGCCAAAUUGGCCAGAAAAUUGCGCAUGAAACUGUUACCCGACGAUCUAUCGGAGUUUUUUAUGAAUGCGGUAAGAAACACCGUCGACCAUCGCAUAAAGAACGGCAUCAAGCGAAACGAUUUUCUCGAUGAGUUGAUUGAGUUGCGUGCCGAGAACGAAGAGGCCGCCAAGCAAGGCAUGGCAAUUGAUCUGUCCACGGGCCUGACUAUCGAGCAGAUGGCUGCCCAGGCUUUUGUGUUCUUCGUAGCUGGAUUCGAGACAUCUUCGAGCACAAUGGCCUACUGUUUGUAUGAGCUGGCGCUGCAGCCCGAUAUUCAGCGGCGUGUCCGAGAGGAAAUCGAGACUGUUCUCAGGAAUAUGGAAGAUGGCAAGCUAACAUACGAUGCAUUAGCAGAGAUGAACUAUCUGGACAAAGUCUUAGCAGAAACACUUCGGAAACAUCCCAUUAUUCCACAACUGAUACGAGAGGCAAAUCAGAACUAUAAAGUCCCCAACACGGACAUCACCAUUGACAAGGGCACAACCAUAUUAAUACCUGUCCACAAUAUUCAUCACGAUCCGGAAAUAUAUCCGGCACCCGAUCGUUUCGAUCCGAGUCGCUUCGAGGCGGAUCAGGUGAAGUCUCGCCAUCCGAUGGCCUACUUGCCCUUUGGGGACGGACAGCGUAACUGCAUAGGACUGCGAUUUGGCAAGCUACAGGCUAAGAUUGGCCUGGUGUCACUGCUGCGACGCUUCAGGUUCGGCAUCUCCAAACGUACCGAAACUCCACUGAUUCUAGAUACCAAAGCGUUUACUUUAACCACGAAGCAUGGAAUUCACCUGAAAGUGGAGCGUAUCCAAUAGCUGAUAGCUUUCUAACAAAUAAAUAAAGCCUUCUGUUUAUG
Molecule: messenger RNA, 1618 nt
Organism: Drosophila obscura
Lineage: Eukaryota; Metazoa; Arthropoda; Insecta; Diptera; Drosophilidae
Gene: Cyp6a14
Product: probable cytochrome P450 6a14
Exons: 2
Coding region: 45-1577 (510 amino acids)
Molecular function (GO): oxidoreductase activity, acting on paired donors, with incorporation or reduction of molecular oxygen; heme binding; monooxygenase activity
Source: RefSeq, a predicted model, not a curated record